Molecule: messenger RNA, 5221 nt
Organism: Microtus ochrogaster (prairie vole)
Lineage: Eukaryota; Metazoa; Chordata; Mammalia; Rodentia; Cricetidae
Gene: Slc35e2b
Product: solute carrier family 35 member E2B
Source: RefSeq, a predicted model, not a curated record
ACAUCCGGCUCCAUCCCACGCUUUUGCGUCCCAACUUCAAGCGAGCUGCGAGCUGCCCGCGGGCCGCCAGGGGGUGUGUAGCUCUCAGCCUUGGCCGCGAACCCGGCUCUCCUCCUCGCGAAGCUGGUCGGCCCCGAGUGGGCGGCGUCGGGGAACCUAGCUGCACCUUCCGUUGGCGUGGGCGGACGGCGCUCAGUCGACUCCGGUGCAUCCUGUAGCACUGAGCCCUACGGGGGACGGGCAUCACCUCGCCCUGGAGUCAGCCCGGGGCAAACUAGGGACUGGGCGCCCGGGUGGCGGACUUCGCAGGGCAGGACGCACAGCCUUUGCGUCCUCACUUUGCCGGAAACAGACAUGUCGGGGUCCACGUUCAUGCAGACCAGGACCGCUGCCUGCUCCUCCAACUGUGUCCCUCUGCUGGGGAAGUCACUUUGAUCCAUGUGGUCCAUCCUUGAGGUUCACUUCCCACAAGUCCCCUCAGCAUGUCAUCAGCAAAAUCCCAAGCCCCAGAGGAGACAGUGCCUGGCUGCGAAGAGGAGCUGAGAGAAAAGUCACUUCCCACUUGGGGCUCUCUUUUUGGUCACCGGAGUGAGAAGAUUGUCUUUACCAAAGGUGAUGGAAGUCCAGAGGAGAGCCUGCUCACUGUCACCAUCACGGAGACCACUGUCAUUGAGUCGGACUUGGGUGUGUGGAGCUCAAGGGCUCUCAUCUACCUCACGCUGUGGUUCUUCUUCAGCUUUUGUACGCUGUUCCUCAACAAGUACAUCCUGUCGCUGCUAGAAGGAGAGCCCAGCAUGCUAGGUGCUGUGCAGAUGCUGUCUACGACAUUAAUUGGAUGCGUUAAAAUAUUUGUUCCUUGCUGUUUGUAUCAACACAAAACUCGGCUCUCUUACCCACCCAAUUUCAUCAUGACCAUGCUCUUCGUGGGCCUCAUGAGGUUUGCCACGGUGGUUUUGGGGCUGGUCAGCCUGAAGAAUGUGGCAGUGUCCUUCGCUGAGACUGUGAAGAGCUCAGCUCCCAUUUUCACUGUGAUCAUGUCUCGAAUGAUUCUGGGGGAGUACACAGGGCUGUUGGUCAACCUGUCCCUUAUCCCAGUCAUGGGAGGACUGGCAUUGUGCACAGCUACUGAGAUAAGCUUCAACAUCCUGGGGUUUUCAGCUGCGUUAUCCACCAACAUUAUGGAUUGUUUGCAGAAUGUUUUUUCAAAAAAGCUUCUCAGUGGGGACAAAUACAGGUUCUCGGCCCCGGAGCUGCAGUUUUACACCAGUGCUGCUGCUGUGGCCUUGCUGAUCCCAGCGUGGGCCUUCUUCAUGGAUGUCCCUGUGAUUGGCAGGAGUGGGAAGAGCUUCAGCUACAGCCAGGACAUCGUGCUGCUGCUGCUGACAGACGGCGCCUUGUUUCACCUUCAGAGUGUCACCGCAUACGCCCUGAUGGGAAAGAUCUCCCCUGUGACUUUCAGUGUCGCCAGCACUGUGAAGCACGCCUUGUCUAUCUGGCUCAGCAUCAUCGUUUUUGGCAACAAAAUCACCAGCCUGUCUGCCAUUGGCACCGUCCUUGUCACAGUGGGCGUCUUGCUCUACAACAAGGCCAGGCAGUAUCAGCAGGAGACCAUGCAGAGUCUGGCCACAGCCAGUAGCCGGGGCUCAGAGGAUGACACAGAACCUCUGGUUCCCCAGGACUCAAGACAGCACCACUGAGUUCCUUUUGAUGCCGUGACCCCCGGAAACCAAGCCUAGACUGUCCUCCUGCACUGUAUGCUUUAAGAGAGAGACAGACUCUGCAGGCAGGUCUUUUGUUCCUCACUGGACACCAGAUGGGGAGUUUGGGGAUCAGCUUCUGCCUGACAGAGCCCUGCAGGAUGGAGCAAAUGGCCUACAGCUAACCGAGCACACUGUCCAGCCUGCAGUUGCGCCAGUGACUCGGUGGGGCCAACUGUGGAAUAAGCACAGGUUCCAGUACCAACAGGAGUUGCUGUCUGCUUGAUGCCGACCAGGAGACUUCAACUUUCCUAUGACCACCACCACCACCACAGACACCAAAGCCUCCUGGUUCCUGACAGACAAGAAACAGAAAUUCCAGAUGCCAGUGACUCUACCAAAGAGCCACAAAACCCUGGGGAUGCAGAAUGACUGACAACAGAGACGAGUGUCUUCUUCCAUGGAGGAGUAGAGCUUCUAUGAAGAGAAAGUCUCCCCUUUUUGGCCUGUGCUACACUGAGCUACCCCACUCCAGGUUUGCUGUCCUGUGUUUCUGCUACCCGUUUGGUGAUUUCUCCAACUCGGGCAAAUCUCUAAUCAGAACAGGUCCCCCUGGAGUUCUUCUCUGUCCUGGGUAUUGGUAUACUGAAUGUGAAGCAGGCAUAGUUGACCAUCCUGCCAGAUUCCCCUUCGGGAUGAUGACAGGGAAGUUUAGCAGAGCAUCUGUGUUUACAGGUUACGCUUCAUGUGCAGUGACUCAUUUUAGCAAAGCUCCUGGAGUGUCUGCAUGUAAGGUGAAUCCAAGUCUACACAUACAGCUGGCUCUUCCCAGGGAUCAUAUGUGACACUUCCUGAGCUACCAGGUGCCCAGAGUCUGUCCCUCCUCCCAGGGUCACUGGUGUCGGAGCUCAGGAUUCCUGAGCAGUGAAGGACCAUAGUGGGAGCUUGGGCAUGAGAUGAUGAGGUUUUACUUAUUCAUCAGUUUGUGGGUUCUGAUGUGGGGUGCAGUCCAUGGCCAGCCAGUCUUUAAGACUCUUCUCCAGUAACCCAAACUCCGAGACUCAUGAGUUUUAGCCACUGGCACUUUCGGUUCCAAGUCUCACUUUCCCUGCUGUCCAUCUUGAAGGCCCAUGCUGGUUCAUUGAUUUCCAAGUUGGCUCCUUGCCUGGAAAAUAUGAAAAUAGCCCCUCAAAGAGACAGAUUGAUUUGAAAAAGAGCAAUAAUUAUGUCUUAAGUUUUAUGUACUUGAAAAAGUUUGCUGUGAUGAUGGAUCAAAAUGAGGCCUUUUAAUCUAUAAUCCACCUUUUCAGAGAAGGGGCUUGUGUUCUGGACAUAGGCUAGGUGUGUCUUCCCUGUGCUGAGGUCACCUCCACUAGGAAGGGUUCUCUCAUUUGACUUUCACCAGGUUUCUACUUCCAGUGGAAGGCAGAUGAUGGAUAUUGGGUUAAUCUGUACAUUAGGCCUCUCUCCUCAAGAACCUGGCUGUGGAGCUGCUGACACACCAGGACACAUGUUUGGGCAGUGGUUGGAAGAUCCCUCUGGCCUUCUUACAGAUCAGAGCCCCAAAUGCCUGGUUUCUAAGUGGCACUUGGAAUUCCCAUGUGGAAUUAGGAAAUGGCCCAUCGUAACUUGUUCUGUCUGCUCCUCCACUUCACCAACCUUUCCGCCCGUUUUGAUUCUAAGUUUGUGGACUAGAAACAAAAAGAUUUUCUUAAAACAACUUCUUAAAAAGCUGCUUUUGAGACAGGAAGACCAUGGCAUCUGUGCUAGAGCCAGCAUCAAGGCCUGUCCUCAUCACAGGCUGGAAGACCAUGGAGUCUGUGCUAGAGGCAGCACCACGGCCUGUCAGGCUUUACAUUCCAUGCACAUCCUUGCCACACAGCCAUCUCUUCCAGCAUUUCCAGAACUCCUGGCCAUUUGUUAUAACCAUACCAUCACAAUAUUUUUUUAUUAACGUUGUCAGUACUUUUAUAUCAUACUGUGUUUUUCAAGAAUUGUUGCUGAUGUACAUGUAGAAAUAUCUUGGAUUAUUUUUUCCUAAGUCCAUGUCUUUGUCUGGUCUGUUGUAACAGAACACCGGAUGGACAUUCUGAGCCAGCCAUCUGCUUCCUCACUACACACAUGGUUAAGAGAUACACAGAUUUCUAAUUUCAGAAGGCUUCUGGGGCGGUAGAGAAGACUUGGUGGGGAAGAACACGUGGUGCUCUUGCUGAGGACCCAGCUCAGUUUCCAGAAGGCGUGUAGGGUGCCUCACAACUGCCUGUAACUCCAGCUCUAGGGAUUCUGAUUCCUCUAGCUUCUGUGGGCAUCUGCAUUCACAUACACAUACAUACAUACACGUAUGCACACACACAUGACCACAUGACUUUAAAAUGAGUACAUUAAAAAAGACUCCCAUGACUUUGGGGUGUAGCUUAGUGAUACAUUGGUGUCAUUUAUUUUGAGACCAGCACACAUGGGAUAGAGGGAGACGAGACCCCAAAACAUCCACCACAGUAGAUGGUUUUUGUCUAAAGUUGGGCAUGGUAGCACUUACCUGUAAUCAUAGUCCUGUGGAGGCAUUAGGCUAUAUAGUUAUUCCAAGACCAACUUGGGCUACAUACUAGGAUCCUGUUUCAAAAAAAAACUUAAUUUUUUUCUGAUCUUUGUAAUUUCUUUCAUACCAGCAUUAUAAUCUGUUUGCCUGGAAAGUCGAGAGUACUCUUGUGCAAUCCAAAAUAUGUUUCUAAUUUGACAAAAAUAAAAAUGAUGAAUCAGAGGAGAUGAAAGAGAAUAAACACGCACAAGGGAAUCAGUCAGCUAAACUGCUUGCUGCCUUUAGAUCACUACAAAAUACGUGGCUGUGACCCAGCUCCUCCGUGGUCACUUCACUUCUGUCCAAGUGAUGUCUCCUGCAAGCAUUUUAUUUCCUAACACUGGAAAAGAGUAAACAAAGAUGAUACUAACGGUGGAAAACCAUGCCUGUUCUCUUUCCCUUGAGUCCUUAAGUAAGCCAUACUGUCCUUGAGAUCUGCAGCCUUCUUCAGUCUUCCUCCUCCCUCUCUGUAGCUUUGGAGCCUGUCCUGGAACUCAGUCUCUAGACCAGGCUGGCCUCAAAUUUACAGAGAUCCGCCUGCCUCUGCCUCAGGAGUGCUGGGAUUAAAGCUGUGCACUGUUAGCACUGCCCGGCUCCUUCAGUCUUCUUCGUCCUGAGAUUACAAGCAGGUGUCACCAGCUGUUUUCAAUUCUCUUCUAUUUUUUUUCCCCUCAACAAAGAAAUAUAUGACCUACCUAUGGGGAGGCCUUUUCAUCUCUUCAUUUUCCUCUUUUCUCUCUCUCUCUCUCUCUCUUUUGUGCUAGUGCUAGAGCUUAGGGCUUCAGGAAUGCUAGGCUGUUGCUCUUCUCUGAGCUAUACCCCCCCCAACUGUUUUUUUAGUUUAUAAGUGUCUUGGCUCCCCCCAUGAACUAGAACAUUAACUUCAUGCUAAUGUGGACAGACAGUUCCAACCACAAUUCAGAGUGUAGUAGCUUUUAACUUUGGUGUU